CACACAAUAGAGAGAUAGGAUAUGGAAGAGAUUGAACACUUUAGUCAUGAAAACCAUCCAUUAAAUCUUAUAAACUCUGAGAUGAUUGUAGGUGCUAGAUUCGAUGGUGGUGAUAAAAAACCACAAGUCAUUGGAUGCAAUGCAUGUGACAAGCCCAUAUCAAGUGGUUUUGCAUAUGCUUGUACCAAAUGUCGUUACUUUCUGCAUAAAGCAUGUGCACAACUACCACCCACUUUCAACGACCCUUCCUUAUAUCAUCACCCUCUAAUACUUACUCGUAUGACAGAUCCCAGAUCAUGGAAAUGUGCGGUGUGUCGUAUUCAAAAGAAAUCUGGGAUGUUUUCAUAUACUUUCGAAAAGGAUUACAUAUACAUCUUUAAAGCUUGCAUUGAUUGUUGUGUUUCUAGGAUUACUCGCAAGGCAGAAGCUGAUGCUAUCAAGGAGGCAGGAAGGAUCAAGAUUGAACAUAAAGGCCAUCCACAACACACUUUAAGCCUCAAAUUAAGACCUAAUGUGGUGUUGUGUGAUGCAUGCAAAGCUAAGGAUGAAGGCUUAUUCUAUGAGUGUGAUAGUUGUGAUUUCUGGAUCCACAAGACUUGUGUUUCCUUAGCACAUACCAUCGAUCUACCUCAUCACCCCAAUCACAAAUUGGUUCUUGUCUAUUCUCUUCCAGAAAUAUUCUUUAAUUUUUGGUAUUAUUGUGAAAUUUGCAAUGAAUACAUCCAGCGGAAUGAGUGGUUAUACCAUUGUGCAAAUUGUAGAUAUUUUGUACAUAUCAGGUGUGCCUUAAAUGCAGAGCAAACUUCUACUACUCAAAGAGAUGUCUCAAGUACUUCUUUUGUUGAUGAAGACCUAAAAGAUUUGUUGGAAUUUCCCAUGUCAGAGGCAUUCACAGAUCCAUUAAAACUACUACAUUUGGAUAAGACAACUAUGCAUGAUGAUGAGAGUAAAAAAAUUAAACAUUGGAGCCAUAAUCAUCCAUUAAUCCUUAAUGUAGAUCAUCAAGUUAACAACAUGUAUGGUAUCAUCUCUAGUGAUCCAAUAGAGGUAUGUCAGGGGUGUGUACGACCCCUUUCCUUUCCAUACUAUAGUUGCAAAGAUGGAUGUUCAUUCUCUCUCCACAAAUAUUGUGCUGAGUUACCACUCAAAUUACAACAUCAACUUCACCCAGAUCAUUCGCUUGUAUUGAUAAAUGCAGCGGGACAUGGUAUAAUCCAUGAAUGCAUUGGUUGUUUUAGCAAAGGCAACAUGUAUUUUUAUAGGUGUAAAACUUGUGAGUUUUACCUUGAUGUCAAUUGUGCAUUUUUACCCAAAACCAUUAAACACAAAUCCCACAAGCAUCCUCUUAUCCAAGUUAUGGAUCCAUACCCUCUUUGUAACGCAUGUGAAAAAUUUUCUAGAGGUAUAAGCUAUGCUUGUAAGUCUUGCGACUUCAUAUUAGACAUGUAUUGUGCAAUGAGAUCACCACAUUCCCUUGCUCAUAGAUAUUGCAAAGGGCAUAAAAUCCCACUGACGUAUCCCCCUAUCAUGGAUCACCCGGAAGAUUUCUAUUGUGAUAUCUGUGAGAAAGAAAUGCACCCUAAGUUGCCACUCUAUUAUUGUCACAAAUGCAAAAAUUCUUUUCAUCUUGAUUGCAUUAUUCGAAUCGAUUAUCAAGCAAACAUGUUGUACAAGGGCACAAGAAAUGUUUCCUAUCAUAAACAUCCAUUAACAUUUGUUCGGAGAAAGAAAACGCCCAAGUAUGUGUGUUCUGUUUGUAAUCAAGAUAUUAAUGGUUAUUUGAGCCUCGAAUGUCGGGCAAGAGUCUGUAAUUUCAAUAUUUGUUAUGAAUGUCAUCUUGAGCAAUGAAUCCUCAAUUAUGUAAUAUGAUUAGGACCUAAUAAUUAUGAAUCCUCAAUCAUGCCAUUGUUUCCAUGAAUUA
This is a messenger RNA of Lactuca sativa (garden lettuce), 1921 nucleotides long. RefSeq lists its product as uncharacterized. The record is from RefSeq and is a predicted model, not a curated record. NCBI's taxonomy places the organism in Eukaryota, Viridiplantae, Streptophyta, Magnoliopsida, Asterales, Asteraceae.